Messenger RNA from Naegleria gruberi, 3915 nucleotides. RefSeq lists its product as uncharacterized. Lineage: Eukaryota; Heterolobosea; Eutetramitea; Acrasida; Naegleriidae. The transcript has 4 exons. The record is from RefSeq and is a predicted model, not a curated record. Bases 1 to 3915 code for a protein of 1304 amino acids.
AUGUCAAUUAUUGUUACUCCAAGUUUAGAUGAAAUAGAACAGAGUGAUUUGGAGAGGAAACAAUUGGAGCAAGAGGAAAUUGAAGCUGAACGACUUCUUCCCGAGAGUUUUGAUUUCACCAAGCUGAAGAAGCAAUUAUCAUCGGAAAAUAUUGCAAAGAAAUCCUUCACUGUGGAUCCUGAGCAAUUGAUAAACACUGUAACAAUGUUACUUGAGACAGUGGAAAAGCAGGAAAAGAAUAUAAGGUCACUAGCAAAAGCAGUCGCUCAAAAAAGCGAUUUUUCAUUGAGCAGGCAGUCAUCAUUUAAUACCGGUGUUAUGAUUACUGAUCCACCAAAGAAGGAUCUUCCAUCCUCCAGACCAACCACUCCAAAAGUUGUACAUAAGGAAACUGUUUUUGUGAGGGAGGAUGAUCCUUUUAUGAAGAACCAAAUCCAUAAUUUAAACAAUGAGUUUGCUAUAAUUCAAGAGGAAUAUACUCAACAUGAAACAAGACUCACAGAAGUCGAGGCUAUUGUUCAUGAACAAUUAACAGAGGAGAAAAUGAAAACUGAAAAGAAAAUUGAUGAAGCUAAAGAAAUGAUUACAGUACUCAAAUUUGACAAGGAGGAGUUGAGAAAACAAAUGGAUCAAUUGAGACUGGAUGUAAAAAAGGGAUUGGAGGAAAAUAUUGAGUUUUUAUCAAACGAAAUCAAGACACAUUUUGAUAUUUCGAAUGAAAAUUUAGAAAGGCUUCAAGAUGAUUACAACCAAAAAAUAUCAGCCGUAAAUUCUGACUUGGGAUCCAAAAUUGUGGACAUAUCAAAUAAGGUGGAAUAUAAUUUUAUGAUAUUUAAGGAACGAACGGAAUCUCAAAAAAAUGAAAUUGAAGAACUAAAGUUCAGACUGACGAAACUGGAAGAAAAUUUACUGAAAAAGAUGGAAACCUUGUCAGAUAAAAUGGAUAAGAAUUUUCGAUUACUGGAGAAGGAUACCCUGAAAACUAACUACAUAACCAAUCUGUUGUACGACGUAUUUCAGCUGGAUAAACAUCUAAUCACUGACUUGAAUGAUACAUAUGUACAGGAAAAGUUUCAAGCUAAGGAAGAUAUUGGAAAAUAUUCCAAAAUGAAAAAGGAGAAGAACAGACAAGAGUACAGAAAGAUGUAUACAGACAUGUUAAUGACCACUCCAUGUUUUAAAACAAUAUACGACAAUUCCACAAACAUUGUAAACGAGUUGAGAUGGGAAACCAAAUUAAGAAUGGACAGAGAGGGUGACAAGGUGUUAGAAGAGUUUACUGAUAUUCGAGAAUGUAUGAAACGGUUUGUGACAUUUCCAGAAGUGCGAGCAGCAAUUAACGAGAAUGAAAUAGUGAGACAAGUAGUCAAUACUGUGGGUACUCAUGAAAAACAUAUUGAUACAAUAUUUACAAAUUUUUUACCGAGAGAAGAGGCUUGGGAAGCCCUCAAACAAAAAGCAGAUGAAAAGAAUGUAGAGUUGAAAGCUGAUCGAAAGAUUGUCAAUGCUCUAUUUGACUAUUUGAACGAGAAAUUGAAUACUAUUCUUGGGAAAACAUCUACAGAAGAAAUGAUGGUAUCUAUUAAAAAGCUUGAAGAGAAAAUCAAAAGUAAGGCAGAUAAGCAGGAACUUAUAGAAGCCCAGCAACCAAUUUACCCUCCAAAUAUAAUUAAUAUCGUGCGAAAGGAUAUUUCUACAGAGGAUCUAGUGGUAGGAAUGGGUGUGAGUCAACCAUGUCUCAUGGCAAAAGGAGAAUCCGAACAAAGUCACUCCAGUUCGUACAGAUGCCUUAGUUGCAGUCGACCACUCUCUUCCAAAACGCCUUCAACAGCACCAUCCGGUUCUCCUCCAAAAAGACAAAACUAUUUAACUAACUUUGAUCCUCUUCCUGUUCAAGCCUUAAGUGGAAAUGAAUCUGCUAGAGGAAAGUUGGGAACUACGUUGGGAGAUCUUCAACAACAAUUUCAACAACAACUUCAAUUACAAAUCAAUCCAAACACUAGCAUUCAAUCUGAUAGUCCAAAUACAAGUCCAAAGAAGGGAGAAAAAGAAAAACCAAACCUUAUUCCACCAAGUAGCCCAUCUGACUUUUUCGAAAUACCCAAACUAAAUUUGAAAAAAGUAAUGAUAUCUGCAGAAAUGGAAAAUCCAAUCUUUAAAUAUACUAUUAAGAGCUCAGGUCGAAGUGCAGAAGAAGAAUAUGAAAUGGUAUCAGCAAGACGAGACAAUACUGACCUUGAUAAACCUCCUUCACAACUUCAAAAUCAAAGAAAAUCUCCAGACGAUAUGAGACCUAAACCACCAAAGAGUGCACCUCAAGGAGGGCAGAAUAAUUUUAUGAGAUAUUCUCUGAAGAGUAAUUUGGAUCUUUCGAAUAAAGUGCCAGGAACUGCAAGAGAAAAAGAACAGGAGAAAACAUCUUCAGUAAUGCCACACUCUGCAAGGCCAAAUUCUGCUAAAGAUGCUUCUGCAUCUUGUGAAGGAGAAGAGCCUUCCAAGAAAACAAAACAAUCUAUGGAGCAAAACUUUAUUUCGGAAUUGGAAGAGAUUGUAGAAUAUUGUCGUGAACAAUUCGAAAAAGAAUCGGAAGACCCAGAUUUCAUUGCUGCAGAAAUUGGAAAUAUUCAGAGGAAAUUUUACGAUUUGCAGAACAAGUAUGAAAAAUUCAAGACAAUAAUUUUAAAAGAGACUUUUACUGACUUGGAAGACUUGGAAACUAUGUACAAUGAAGCUGAUGCAAUGCUCAAUGAGGCUAAAGAAGCAUUGGCUUCAUUUAUUGCUUCUGAGGAAAAAACAGAAGGUGAAAUCGAAACAGACGAAAAUAUUGAAAAUUUCAUUCCACUACCUGAGCUAAAUGAAGAAACAGAAGUAAUACCAUUUGAAAGAAGUGAAUUAAGAGUAGAAAAUAUAGAACCCAUCCCACUCUUAACAUCAAGAAGUUGUUACAUUUGUCAGAGACCCAUUGAGAACUCCCCUGUAGUCUGUAAAUAUUGCUCUAACGCUUGCCAUGGCCAAUGCUGUGAUAAACCAACAAUACUGAGAGGAGAAGAUACUAUGAUUUGUGAAGUGUGCAGUUCAAUCGAGACUGAAGGAGAACCUAAUUUUUAUUCACUGAUAAUUAAAUCAAAGAAUGGAAAUGUUACACAUGUUAAUGAUAUUGGUAAUCAACUGAAAGGAUUAAGCAUUGAUAAGUACAAAAUCAAAUGCCCAAAGUGUCAAGAAUUAGUUGCACUAAAAGAUUUAAAUAGUCACACUGGAAGAAAAUUUGAGUUUGAUAAGUUUAGUGACUACCCUUUUGUUCCUUUUUCAGACGAGAAGAAUAGAGCCGAAAUAUCUAGAGUUUUGAUUGUUUUCAAUAUCAGCAAAAAGACAUUAACCAAUAUUUGUGAAAGUACUGAUAUCAAUGUUCAUCCUGUUGUAUAUUUUUGGAAGUCAAAAGCAUUUCAGAUAGUUAUUCCAAGCAAACACGAAAUGGAGCUUGUCAUACCACCAAAAUUGGAUGAUUUUAUUGAAAGAAAGUGGCAGGUAGCUUCAGACACUUCCAAUACCUUUUAUGUAGUAUUGAAGGAUGUGGCUUAUUGUUUUGCUCUUUUGAAUACUGUACACGGAUUAGUAUUGGAUAAUAAGCAAAUUGCAAAAGUUAAAGCAAUUCAAAAUCCUGACACAGACAAGAGGACUGUAUUAAUUCUAAAUAUUUAUUACGCCUCUAUAGAACAAUUCAAAUAUUUCAUACUUGAUUGUAAUACUAGCUUUGAUUUUGAUUGGGACGUAAUGGUUGAGGAGGAUGGAUGCCAAAUGUUGGAGGACGAAAAUUCAAUUUCUAUCAAGUUUCAAUCUGAAGAAAUUGCAAAAGCAUUUGUAAAUGAUUUUAAUGAUUCCUUAUUUAACGAACAUCAUUUACAAAUGUUUAAUUGA